Messenger RNA from Tetrahymena thermophila SB210, 549 nucleotides. Its product is annotated as transmembrane protein, putative. The record is from RefSeq and is a predicted model, not a curated record. The transcript has a single exon. Lineage: Eukaryota; Ciliophora; Oligohymenophorea; Hymenostomatida; Tetrahymenidae.
AUGAUUGUUAUUAUUUUAGGAGGAGUAAUAGGAGUAGCAACUAUAGUUUACUUAAGUUUAUAAAAGCCUGAAUAAGAUAGUAAAAAAAAUGAUGUGAUAGAAGAAGAUAAUUAAUGUAAAGAAAAGUCAAAAGUUAACAAUGAAUAGAUCUAAUAAAAAACCUAAGAAGAAAUAGAACAAGCCUAAAAAGAAUUUAAUAAAUAAAAAUAAGAAGCUGUGAAUAGAAAAGAGAGAUUAUUAAGCAGACUUACUGAUAAAGAAAGAGAAAUUUUUGAGGGUUACAUCAACGAUAUGACUAAAAUCGAUGAUAAAAAAACAAGUUCAAGUAGUGAAUCUUUUUUUAUUGAACUUCUGUUCGUACUUGCUGGAUUGGUAUUUGUUUAUGCUUUAGUAGCUAUUUUAGGAAACCGUUUUUACACACCAUUUGAAAUAUUUGAUAUCCUUAAAAUUUACUUUGUUGGUAUUGGAGGAAAUUAGCAAUCAUCUUAAAAUUAAAACAGUUCUCCUUUCAUUAUAAAUAAUCCUUCUACUUCUGGAUAAGAUUUAUGA